GUAGAAUUUCUGAUACGCACGUGUAUAAGUUGUACAACAGUGAAUACGAUAAACAGAAUUGUCCAAAAUCAAAUAAAAAUUAGAAUAACUUAUAUACUACAAUGGAUCGAAAGAAAAAGCAACUUUUAGUUUCUACAAGUGAAUCUUUGGAAAAAGUUUCGCGUUUCCUGGGAAUCAAUCUGUCGAGUUACAUAAAUGGAUUAUAUAAUCUUGCGCUUCUUGUGAUAUUGGUCAUUUUCUUGAGUCAAGACUCUUGGACGAUCAAUUGUUUAUCUGAUAAUCAUUGCGAGCAACGUUUUGCCGUAAAGUUUUUGAUAGGGUUAACAUAUUCCUUGAAGGUUCUAUUAGUGUUGAUUAUACUGAGCACAUCCCUAUUUCAUCCAAAACAAUUUGUUUUCCCUCGCCAAGAGACGUUUGUCAUAGAUUCCAUACUUGAGUCGUACGGUGCACGAUUCACAAAUAAUGAUAUUUUCCUCGCGCAUCUGCAGGACAUUGUGACUGCGAAAAUAGCAUUAUUGGAUACGAUGAAAACCUUGUACGAUAUAAUCGCUUACUCUAAUUUAUUUAAAGAUAUACCCUUCACCAUGUUUAACUGGUACUGCAGAAUGUGCAUACUAAUUACGAAUGGGUUAUUCAGUCAUCACAUAUACGAUAUAUAUCUGAGAUCUCGCGAAUUGAAUAAGAUCGCAGUACAGCAUUCGAGGGAAAACUUAUCGGUUUCUUAUGUUGAUUUCACCACAAGCUCAAAUUUAUUAUUUAAUAAAUGCAACAAUGCUUUAAUUACCAAAUUCCGAUCGAUUCAAUAUGUUCAUCAUGAAUUGUAUAUUUUAGCGACAAAGAUAAAUACAAAUUUUAGUCUACAACUUCUCACAAUGUCUACUCUAUGUUUAACUAAUAUAAUUUUUUACCUUUAUACUAUACAUCAUAGUAUAGAAACAAACAUUGACAUUGAAAUAAUAUUAGGCUAUGUACAUAUGACAUUCUUCUAUGCUCUUCCAUUUCUGUACGUCAGUUACAUUUGUCAGCGAUCGAGAAAUGCAUUUCGGCAAAUGGCAAUCAUUUUGCACAAUGCUUUCCUGGAGUAUAAAUCAUUACGGGCUGAAGUGGUGCAUUUUUCACUUCAGCUUUUCCAUGAGAAUUUAACGUUUACUGCUUUAGGACUAUUUGAAAUCAAUAUUCCCCUCAUAUGCUCUGUUGCUGGAGCUAUAAUAACAUAUUCCGUUAUGGUCAUUCAAUUGGACACAAAAUUUGCUAUUGCAACUACAGACAAUGCAACUACUACUACUAUUACUGCUAUUAUUGCUAUUACUACUACUACUACUACUACUACUACUACUAUAUACAAUCACACCAAAAAUAAUUCUA
Molecule: messenger RNA, 1365 nt
Organism: Temnothorax curvispinosus
Lineage: Eukaryota; Metazoa; Arthropoda; Insecta; Hymenoptera; Formicidae
Product: putative gustatory receptor 28b
Exons: 7
Biological process (GO): sensory perception of taste
Cellular component (GO): dendrite; membrane; neuronal cell body
Source: RefSeq, a predicted model, not a curated record